This is a messenger RNA of Rhododendron vialii, 2765 nucleotides long. RefSeq names its product ISWI chromatin-remodeling complex ATPase CHR11-like. Gene Ontology annotation, biological process: proteolysis. The transcript is spliced from 17 exons. Gene Ontology annotation, molecular function: cysteine-type peptidase activity; DNA binding; ATP-dependent activity, acting on DNA. Gene Ontology annotation, cellular component: nucleus. NCBI's taxonomy places the organism in Eukaryota, Viridiplantae, Streptophyta, Magnoliopsida, Ericales, Ericaceae. The coding region runs from base 166 to 2580 and encodes 804 amino acids. The record is from RefSeq and is a predicted model, not a curated record.
UCUCCUCGUCUCCUCUAGCUGAGUCCAAAAAAUGUGUCACAAAAGUCUGCUUGUUACUUAUCUUUAGCUCAUAAGUUCUGGUUUUUUAGCUUGGAUUGUAUUGUAUGUAUGCUGGAUGUCAGACACACACCAAGGUUGACGCCAAAAAAUUGAUUUAACUUUAGGAUGCCCAUGACAAUUACUCCAAUGGGCAUCUUUAGAUUGUGUAAACUUUGUUUAAGAGUUUUUAAUUUUGCAGGUGAAUGUCCCGCAAGCUUUAGUUGGCUGACUGAAAAUCCAGAGUGUUUGGGGGAUGUUGAAAACCAGGAAAAAACUCCUUUAUGUUCUCUAUACGCAGUCAUGGAUGCUAGCCUGGCGCGCCUAGCAAUAUCCAAGCCCAUCAUAGAUCGACCAAGGGUCGACAUUGUCAACUUGGCCAAACAAGUUGCGGCGCAUAUGCCUAUCUUUGCUGACCUGCCGGAUGCUCAAAACAACCGGCCGAGUUUGACUUUGGCAAUAUUGGAUUAUAUGAGAGAGAAGGGAGUGGCAACAAAAAACGACCGUGUAUUGAGAAUCCAGGACUAUGAAUGUUUUUAUUCAAGGCGUACAGAAGAAGGGUAUCAUAAAAUUCGCCAGGCUAUUUUUGUAGGCCCCAUUUGUGGGGAGUUUAGUAUGUAUAAGGGAAUCCAAACCCACAAGAAAGAAAAUGGGAUUUACAAAGGUGUGGAUGCAAAAGGAAAACUGCGUGAAAGAAUCGGGCUCCAUGCGGUGUCUAUGGUAGGUUAUGGGGACAAAGCGGCAGAUAAAUAUUUUGAGGGAAAAAACAGCUGGAGUGACGGUUGGUGUGAUGGAGGCUAUGCAGAAAUGGAUCCAUCACUUUUUGGGAGGAUUGGAAUUCCAAUAGGGGUAUCUUUAGAGAGGGCUGAAAGUGGUGAAAAGCCACAAAUACAAAGCAAAAAGAGAAAGAGAUUGCCGGAAAAAAAGCCAAUUAGAGAUUUGGCCGAAGAAGUAGCCCCUCAUAUGGAAUCUAAUAUGGACAAGCGGGUGGAAUAUCUUUUGUCCAAAGUUGUUACCAUUGCUGGUUUGCCCUCUGAACAACUCGCAAAAAGGGGUCCAACUCAAGACGAGGAGGAUGCUUUAUCAUUCCAGGAGGCCGUAUAUGCUUUGUCUGGUGGGCGCCGAGGCCCAAAUGCUCGUUGGAUUAAUUGGUUUAAUCAUACUGUGCCACCCGCGCACCUACCUACAUUUAAGAAGCUAAUCAACUUGUUCCAACAAUGCAAGAGCGGAGUCCUUGGAAGUGGUCAUGGUAGUAGAUCUGUAGUUGUUGCUGCCUUCCUUUUUUAUUUAAAGAUUGAGAGUAAAUUAAGGGGGAAGCUCAUCAUAGUUGUUCCUCCAAAUGACACUGAAUCUUGGAGUACAGCCUUGCAACCAUUCUUUCAGAUUACAACACAUCACCGUCUCCUUCGAAAAUGUGAAGUUUUUGUCACGAGUUGCAAAUACUUGAGUAAAAAUCCUAUCCCCCAAUUUGUGUGGGAAUAUGUGAUUUUUCAAUAUGAUGAACAUAUAGAUGGUGUGAUGGAAAAGUUGAAAGGCAAGAACAAGCUUCUUAUUACACCAGAGAAUCCACUACGGGACGUUAAAGAGCUUAGCUCUAUGCUUUGCUUCCUCCUACCGAAAUAUUUUUGCUCUGGGAAGGACCUAUUCAAUGCUAUAGUGGAAAAGGGAACCACUCAUGAAGUUGUUGAUAUGCUCAAUUCAGUGGUUGAUAUAUUCAACGUUGAUAAUCAACGCAUGCCGGAACAUGUAGUGUAUUGCAUGGAUCUUGGGGAGGGCAUCUCGGUGUCCCAGAAGAAAAUUAUAAGGGAAAUAUACAAAAUGCCCCAGGAUGCUACAAGAGAAGGUAUUGAUAGGGAACAAGCUCUAGACCAACUGCUAGCAAUGGUGAAGUGUUGCAAUCACUUGAGUCUUUCUAGAGGAUUGGACUUGACCAGCUUCAACGAGGAAGAUGUUGAAAAUACAGGAAAAAUAGUUCUUCUCGAUAGGUUGCUGAAGAAACUUGACGGAUCAAGGAUUGUAAUAGUGUCCCAGAUGACUAGGAUGUUGGACGUUUUAGAACAAUAUUUAAAAUUCAGGGGAAAAGAGGUUCUGCGUAUUGAUGAGACUUCAGCUUUAGAAGAAUGCAAAUCCUUUUGUGCACCUACAACAGAUAAUAAGAUAGUCCGGUUACUAUCCACCAGGGCUGGUUGCCUGGGCAUUUCUCUUCUUCCAGUAGAGGCUCUCAUUUUUUAUGACACCAAUUGGUGGAACCCACAUAUUGAUAUGGAGGUCAUAUGUUGUGCACCCAAGGAAGUUAUGGUGUAUUACCUUUUCACAAUGGGAAUUUUUGAAGAGACGGUUCAAAAACCCGAAACAAUGGAAAGGGAUAGGAAUAUGGAUAUACGUCAUGCUUUUAAGCGCCAAAAGGAUGUCGACGACGAGUGGUUGGUUAGGGCGAUCCGGGCGGGUUCAGAUCUUUGCCACUCAGAGGAGAGCACAAUUGCCAACGCUGACUUCAACGUAGACAAGGUGUCAGGAGGAGAGGCUGCAGAGAAGCAAAUAUGACAUGGGAAGUUUCCAACAUCUGACAUGCGAAUGGGGCAAUUUGUUUCCUUGUGAGGGCAAAAGCUUGAGUGGUUUCCUUUCUUUGGUCGUUUUUAUCUGUAAGUUGUAGAUUUCUAAACAGUUCGUUUAUGGCCUAAUGUCAAUUGUUCAUGAAAUUCAGGGCUGGUGUAGAAUUGUCUUAACUG